Molecule: messenger RNA, 818 nt
Organism: Solanum tuberosum (potato)
Lineage: Eukaryota; Viridiplantae; Streptophyta; Magnoliopsida; Solanales; Solanaceae
Product: heavy metal-associated isoprenylated plant protein 26
Exons: 3
Coding region: 161-580 (139 amino acids)
Molecular function (GO): metal ion binding
Source: RefSeq, a predicted model, not a curated record
UAUAUUGGUAGGUACAUGUAACAGGAGGGAGGGAGUAGUAUAUUAAAGAUGAGAACUUACCUAGGUAGUCCUAGUUGAAACAAAUUUAAGGAGAGCCAUAAUUAAGGUCUCUCUUUCUCAAAAGUCUUAGAAAUUUAGCAACAAAUUUGUUCCAUCAAACAUGUCUAUUAUGGUGGAGGUAAGAGUUCCAAACUUGGAUUGUGAAGGAUGUGCUUCCAAGCUUAGAAAAGCUAUUUUCAAGCUUAAAGGAGUAGAAACAAUAGACAUUGAUAUGGAGACGCAGAAAGUUACAGCAAGAGGUUACGGAUUGGAGGAGAAGAAAGUGUUAAAGGCGAUAAAACGAGCAGGAAAAGCAGCAGAGCCAUGGCCAUAUCCAGUUGGUUACUCACAUUUUGCUUCAUUUUAUCAGUACCCAAAUCACAUCAUAAGCCAUUACUACGAUACAUCUCGAAACGUUGCAGCCCCGAGUGUUCAUACAUUUUUUCACACUCCAUCAGUUUAUUCAGUAGCAGUAGCAUCAGAUGAAGCAGUUGCUUCUCUUUUCAGUGAUGAUAAUCCUCAUGCUUGCACCAUUAUGUGAAAUUUGAUUAAUUUCCUUUUGUAACGUUGUAUACUCAUGAGCUUAUUUAUUCUACUGUUACGUUUUUAGAUUUGUUGGGGGCAUCCUCAUGAUAAUAUUGUUCCUACAAGAAAUGGCUAUCAAGAACGUUAGGCUACUUUUGUAAGUUGGUGGUGGUUGGUAAUCAUUGUAAUUUGGGGUAUUCUCGCAAUUUUCGGUUACACAUGUAAUCUUUACGGUUAGUUUUUGGGGGUAAUGU